AUGUGCGAUUUUAAUCGACGGCCUCAGAUGAUGGAGCCCCCAGCUUCGCCUGAAACGCAGCACGAAGAAGGCUGUGACAAGAUAGAGCUUAUUAAGACAGACCAAGCUUACAGAAGUGACACCGACGUAACCACACUUGAAGGGCAUAAAAAAAAUGAUUUCUUUGAGAAUAAGGUCGAUGCGGAUGUUUACCAGCAAGACAGGGAGACUGGUCCUGAAUGCGAUGAUGUUGACAUUCAGGACACACAAAGCGUUUACAUUACUCGACGUGAAAACACCAGUGAUGAUGACCAGUCUGUCGCUGAAUCAGAUUUGCCGCAGACCUUUGUGAAAACGGUAGAGUCAGUUAGAUCCACAGUCCCAACAAAUAUACAUUAUGAAAGGGGCUUUUUUAAAGGCAGAGUCUUACGAGCUGUUGGUCUACAAACAAGCCAGGGGCUCGACCCUUCUGCUUUCGUAAGAAUAUCUUUUUCAAAGUCUGGUAGUGCGAUACCCGCGAGCGCCAUGAUCCGAUGUAAAGAAACAUUAGCAACCACUGGUGUUAUCGAAACUUCCGCUAAUCCUAUAUGGAGCGACGUAUGUCUCAAAGAAGACGAUCCACUAAGUCAUUUCAAUGGUGACACCGACUUUCGAGUUGAGCUGCUUCCUCGUAUUGUCUUGCCGGCAACAAAAUCUGAUUGGUACCAGCUUUUAGGCGACGUGCAUUUCACCGUCUAUUCAAUUUUAAAAGCGGAUGGUGGUUCUCGAAAUCGAGGAAAUGAGCAUAUUGGUGAAGCAACAAUAUCUGUUCGAAGUCUUCUGCAAGAUUUAUUGACGACAUGUCCUUUCACGACUCGAGUUAUCGAACUACGAUCGCGUGGCGGAAAGCGUCUCGGACAUCGCAAUGUGCCGUCUCGAAGCCAUUCUAACAAUGAACGGGUUGAAGCUCCGACAUUGACCGUUUCUUUUCAAUUUAUUCCAAUACACGAACAAGAAACUUAUCAAGACAUUGUUGGGGGAUCAAGUAAGGUGCUCAGCGUUUCAAAGUCCGCUACAAUAUCUUGCAAAUUACAAAAGACACGAAGUGCAAAGCAAACACCACCAGCCAAAACAAGCAGUAGCUGUAUCAAUCGCCGGCGAUUUGAAAAGCAGAUUGCGAAGGAGAACCGGUCCCUGGCUAAGCGACUGGAGCUGGAAAAGGCUUGUCGAACCCGGCGAUUGGCUCACCUUCAAGCUCAGGAAAAAAAGACACUACCUCAAUUCGGGGCGAGAAAACAUGGACACAAAGCUCAUGCAGAGAUCAAUCGGAUUAAAUUCGUCCAGAAAGUUGCUGAGGAAAACAAAGAGAUCGGCAGACGAUUGCAGAAUAUCCAUAACACAGAGGGAAGUUCUUGCAAAUCCGAUAAAUAUCUUGCUUGGGCUGCAGCAGAAACCGGAGAUAGUUCUAACUAUAUCGAUCGAGACAAAACGCAUGCACAGGACAAGCGUUGGCAGCGUCAAGUUGAGCUCGACUAUGUCAUGGAAAAGUCCCAGACUAAUUAUCAGCAGCAACAUCAAAUUGUGGAAGAAAUUACGACACUUCAGGAAGCUGUGGCUAAUUUGAAGUCCCAAGAAGAUAAGCUGAAGAAGACUUUGUCUCGAUUAGAAAUGACUAACAACAAAAAGCGGUACGUCCGCGAUCGACUUCAAGCUGCUACUGACUCGACGAGCUCGACUGCAAAGACCUUACCACGACAAGUAGAAAUGCUACGCAGUAAAAAUUCAGUGCUAAUCAGAAACGAUAAAGGUGACCAGGAAGCGGGCAGAAAAACUCAGAAGGAGCGAGAAUAUGAGCUGUUAUCAAAGCAUCGAGAAUGUCUUCAGGCGGACAAACUUAAGCUCAGCCAAGAUCUGAAGGCAUUGAACCAGCAGGAAACGGAACUCGAUAAUGAGAUUUACAACUUGGAAUUAAAGUGGAAAUAUGCGAAAGCGACGCAGCUUUUUCAGCGGCGAAUGGACAAGAUGAACGCGGUCCAAGUGCAACAAGCAAUUAAGGACAUGAAGAGGAGACUAAAGUCUUUAGAAAUCACGAGUGAAGAAGAAGCGCAGUGGGCAUGGUAUCAAACGCACCAAGAAUUCAUGCAGUUGCAACUUGCGCUUCAAGUCCUGCGAGACCAGAAUGGAAGAAAUUCUCGCUGUAUGGUUAAGACUUCCUCACCUGCUGUUCUUGAAUCUCUCACGAAAAAGGUAGAAAAGCAUAAGUCAAAGUUACAGCAGCUUGAAGACGAUGUAGAGCGAGUACGGGUUGACUAUGAAGCGAUGAUUGUAAGCGAGGGAUAUGAAUGUCUUCGAAAGCGUGUGCAGGAACUACAGAAACUUCUUUUCCUUUGCAAGUCCCAUCCUACACAAGUAAUCAAAGCUAACAGAAUGGCACAAUAUAAAGGUGAGGAAGCUGACAUGGAAUUUCAAAGGCGCUUGUUUCAUGAGCAAACGGAAACAGAUAUAGUAUUAAAAUAA
Messenger RNA from Plasmopara halstedii, 2475 nucleotides. RefSeq lists its product as uncharacterized. The transcript has a single exon. The record is from RefSeq and is a predicted model, not a curated record. The coding region runs from base 1 to 2475 and encodes 824 amino acids. NCBI's taxonomy places the organism in Eukaryota, Oomycota, Peronosporomycetes, Peronosporales, Peronosporaceae.